Molecule: messenger RNA, 2429 nt
Organism: Daktulosphaira vitifoliae (grape phylloxera)
Lineage: Eukaryota; Metazoa; Arthropoda; Insecta; Hemiptera; Phylloxeridae
Product: dynein intermediate chain 3, ciliary-like
Exons: 11
Coding region: 87-2390 (767 amino acids)
Biological process (GO): outer dynein arm assembly; cilium movement
Cellular component (GO): outer dynein arm
Molecular function (GO): dynein heavy chain binding; dynein light chain binding
Source: RefSeq, a predicted model, not a curated record
AAGAGAUUGUUCAGACAAUCUAUUUAUCAUAAACUAGAGAUUCCACUCACUAAUAAGUUAACUGUACUGUUUUGAGGAUACCCACAAUGCACGCUAAUUAUUCUUAUACUAAACUUAGACGAGAAUAUGGCAAACAAUGUAAAUUUAAUAAGUGGGGGCCAAAAAUUUUAGAAAAUGUUUUACCAGAUAUGAAGCUUGAAGAAAACUGGAUAAAAGAUAAUGUUUGUGAUAGUGAAACUUGUAAAGGAGUAGAAUGGUCAGCACAUGAUGUUAAUACCAUACGUGCUGAAUAUGUUGAAAAGGGUAUUUAUCAUGUUGAAGGAGGUUGGCCAAAAGAUGUAAAUUUAGAAGAUCCCGAGCAGGUAGUAAGAUAUAAAAAAAAAACAGAAAAGGAUGACUUAUACAUGCAAGCUGUUAUGCAAAUGUCUAGUCUCACUGAACAUCUUAUCAAUCAAAACAAUUCAAUUGACAUAUAUGAAGCUUACUUCACAAAUUUAAAUUGCACAACUAAUCAAUCUCUGAGACCAUCUUUUCAAACAAUAGCCGUUAUGUCUGACACAUGUGAGCAAAUGAGACCUGUACAGCACUUAUCAUGGAGCCCUGACCAAGGAUCGUUAUUAGCUAUAAGUUACGCAAAUAUGGACUUUCAAAAAAAAGAUUAUAUAACCAAUCCCGAUUCAUUAAUAUUUGAUUUAGAGGAUUCUACCACGCCAUAUUUUAUUGUUGAAUCAUCAUAUCCCAUUGUGACACUUGAAUUUAAUUAUAGAGAUACUCAAUGUUUGGCUGGUGGUCUUAUGAGUGGACAAGUUGCUUACUGGGAUAUUCGUAAAAGCUCAGAAUGUGUAUCAAUUAGCAAUGUAAAAUUUAGUCACCGAGAUCCCGUCAGAAGUCUCUAUUGGAUAAAUUCAAAAACUAGCACAGAAUUUUACACUGGAUCCAGUGAUGGACAGCUUAUGUGGUGGGAUACUAGAAAACUAAUAGAACCUAUAGAAGUUUUAACUUUGGACUUAUCAAAAAAUGAGAACACGGAUGAACCAGAUUGGUCUAAAUGGUCUCGAUCACAUGGAGUGUCAUGUAUGGAUUAUGAUCCAUCAAUUCCAAUUAGAUUUAUGGUUGGUACAGAAACUGGGUUAGUGUUCAAUGGUAAUCGUAAAGGUAAAACAGUGUUUGAAAAAAUAUCUGCCACAUAUAGUUGUCAUUCUGGACCGGUUUGUUCAGCUCAAAGAAAUCCUAUAUUUUUGAAAAAUUUUCUAACUGUUGGCGACUGGCAGGUUAGAAUAUGGUCAGAAGACAUUAGAGAGUCUCCGAUUAUGUGGUCAAAGCGACACGAAAUUAGAUUAACUGAUGGGGCUUGGAGUGAAACAAAACCAUCAGUUUUUUAUACUACAAGAGAUGAUGGUUGCUUAGAUGCUUGGGAUAUUUUACAAAAACAAAAAGACUCGAUAUUAACAAUUAAGGUAGCUGAUAAAGGUUUGAAUUGUAUUCGAUGUCAAGAAGGUGGAUCACUUUUAGCUGUUGGUGAUAAUUUUGGUAAAUCUUAUGUCAUCAAAAUGAGUGAUUGGUUUGUUACACCUGGAAAAAAUGAUAAGGCAUUAUUAACUUCUAUGUUUGAUAGAGAAACUAGACGAGAAAAAAUCAUAGAAGCUAAACAGCGAGAACUAAAAUUAAAAACAAAAUCAACUAAAUGUGAUGUUACCUUAACUAAAGAUAAGCAAAUUCAAAUAGCUGAAAAUGAAGCUAGGAUGAUAACCGAAGCUGAAAAAGAGUUUUUUGAACUUGUCAUAAAUGGAGAAAAUGGUUUUAAUAUAGAUGAAAACAAUGACCAAGAAGAAAUAAAUAUAAACGUUCCAGAAGAGACUAAAAAUGGAAUAAUUGCAGCCGUUCGGAAGGUAUUAAAAUUUGAUUGGCCGUGGUUGUCAGACGUAAAAUCAUGUCAAACCAGCAAUGAAAAUAACAACACUUCCAAUAUGACUAAUUUUCUAUCAAAUUUACGCAAAAAAAUUAGUAAUCACACAAGAAUUGAGUGGACACCUGAUAGACUGGUUGGCCCAAUUCAUGAAGCUUUAAAUGUCUGUCGAAAAAAUAAUAUAGAUGAUAAUGAGUGUGCUAAAAUAAUAGCAAACUCUAUGAGUGAAAUCAUGAACAACAGUAGUGGGAAGUGGUCAAUUAGUGGAUGGCGAACAACAACUUCAAAAAAUCAGCCAGCUAUAAUGAAUGUACAAUACAUGUUCGUAUAUAACAACGGUUCGAUCAUAAUUAAUGACAAUCAGAUUGAUACAAUUGUUACAAAAGUUUUAAAAGCUCUUCUAGAUCAAAAAUUAGAAAACAAAUCUACCGCCGGACCAACAAGUACAAAAGAAUUUGAUGUUGAUUAUAUAUACCAUGAUUGAAUAAUUAUGUUUUUCAUUAAAAACAUUAAAAAAUACUAA